CGCAGAGAGUGGGAGAGGGGGGAAGGAGGGAAGGAGGGAGGAGGAGGAGAACAGGUUGAAGACACAUUAGAUAUCAGCCAAGCAGUGACAGGUGAGCUCCUCCUUUGGACUGGGACACUGAGCAGAGACGAGCUGGACAUGGCCGGGUUCAAGCCAAGGGUGAUCUCUCUAACCAAGAGGCAGGGUCAUUCAUUUGGCUUCUACUUGAGGUUGGAGCAUAAUGAGGAGGGUCACCUGAUCCGCUGCCUGGAAAUGGGAGGUCCAGCUGAACUGGCUGGCAUGAAGGAUGGAGACCGCAUCCUGAGGGUCAAUGGAACAUUUGUUGAUGAAAUGUCACAUUCAGAAGUGGUGGACAUGGUGAGAAACAGUGGCGCAUCAGUCACGUUCCACAUCCUGGAUGAAGCUUCCUAUGUGCAGGCCAAAGCACGGGGAGUGAACCUGUCCAACCCUCAGAGCGCACCAGUUGUCAGUGGUGGGACCAGCCAGGUUCUAAAACCCAAACUCUGCUACCUGGUUAAAUCCAGGUCAUCCUAUGGGUUUUCUCUUCGCAGUGUCAAAGGUGAGCUGUGGAGCAUGGACCUUCAGCAUCUUAAGUUUCAUCCACUGUUUUUUCCCCUGAUCCGAGUGUUCCUGCGUUAUAACUAUAAAGCGACUGGCCCUGCAGGGUGGUCUGGCAGCAGCAUCAUGUUCCUGCUGGUCGAUCAGAAAACAGACAGGCACUACCAGAGCAAGCAUAUGAAGAUGGGAGCAUGGUUAGCCACGACCAAGUAUCUCCCACACAAGCCACGUGUAGUCAACUUAACCAAAGGACCUGAUGGCUAUGGCUUCCUUCUCAGGGAGGAGAAGAACCUAUCAGGCCACUUCAUUAAGGACAUAGACAAAGGCAGCCCCGCAGAUAGAUCUGCUCUGAAGGAAAUGGACAGACUAAUAGCUGUUGACGGCAAAUCGGUGGACGGCUUUAGCCAUGAGCAGGUGGUGAACAAGAUCAGGCAGAGUGGCAAUACAUGCAGCUUCCUAGUGGUAGACAAAGACACGGACCAAAUGUAUGAGCAGGGGAAAGUAACUCCUAUGCUCCGCUUGGAGGAUGUGGAGGAUUCCAACUCACCGCCAAGCUACACAGAGGCCAUCAAUUUACCAGUUCCUGUCAAACCGUCCAUACUUCUUCAGCCAAGGAGGGCGGAGCUCAAGCCUAAACUGUGUAGAAUGGAGAGGACUUCAACUACCUAUGGCUUUCACCUGAACGGCAUCCAGGGGCUCACGAGACAGUACAUCAAGGAGGUGGUGAAGGGUGGAGUGGCCGACAGAGCAGGUCUGGAGGAUGACGACAUCGUGGUGGAGGUAAACGGGGUAAACGUGGAGGAGAGCACCCACAACGAGGUGGUGGAAAUGAUCCGCCGCAGUGGCAACUCACUGGAGAUGCUGGUGGCUAAAAGGAGCGUCUAUGACCAACUCAAAGCUCAGGGAGUGACCAUCACACGCCUGCUCCUCGGGGAAACGUCUUAUGCUCAGGUCCACACUGUAGAUACUCUAGAAGAAGUUACGAGAUACGAGCAGAAAGCCAGACCUGAAACCCCAACUGAACCAGCAAGAGGGAGGGCCAUAUCAGCUUUAUCUCAAGAGAGCAUGGAUGAAAGAUUAUGAGAAGCCGCUGAACGGACAGUCUCCCUGAUUUGGCUUUUGUCAAUCUAAUGUUGAUCAAUUGUUGUUUUUUAACAAUCACCUCUAAGGGCACAAACAAUAAAAAGCGAGACAGUAAAGACUUUUGAAAUUCACUGUCAAUAUGUCAUGUAUUAAAGGGCUGAGAACAAAAUAUGAUCCUGAAUAUUGUUGACAGUAGAUGAGCCUGUGCAAUGAUCUGAUGAAUGUAUAAUGUCUCCUUAACCUAAGAACACCAAUGCUACCAAGCUACCUACAGCCCACAGAGCUGAAGCUUACACUGUUGUUUCCAGUAAAUACUAUGGCCUUUCAUGUAUUCUCCAUGGAAAAAGCUGCUGUCAUUAUUUAAUGCUCUAAAAAUUAAACUUUGCUGUUCCCAGUUCAAUGAACACAAAUAAAUGAACACACGUCUGAACUAA
Messenger RNA from Epinephelus fuscoguttatus (brown-marbled grouper), 2075 nucleotides. It is a transcript of the gene pdzk1, whose product is annotated as PDZ domain containing 1. Gene Ontology annotation, cellular component: apical plasma membrane. NCBI's taxonomy places the organism in Eukaryota, Metazoa, Chordata, Actinopteri, Perciformes, Serranidae. The record is from RefSeq and is a predicted model, not a curated record. Gene Ontology annotation, molecular function: signaling receptor binding; protein-membrane adaptor activity. The coding region runs from base 139 to 1641 and encodes 500 amino acids. Gene Ontology annotation, biological process: protein localization to plasma membrane. The transcript is spliced from 9 exons.